AUGUCAGGCGACCUGAGGAGGCCGAGAGCAGGGGCCUGUGUGACUUGUCGGUCCCGCAAGCGCCGCUGCAUUCCGACGCCCAACGGAGACGGCUGUCAGCUUUGCCAUGAAACAGCAAAGCCCUGCAGUCUCAAGAUCGUAUCACGCUUCGAGAGGGCGAGAAAUGGUGGACGGUACCAGUCGAUCGGCGGAAACGCGCCGCUGAAUCUGCCGUCCAACGGUUGCGAGGCUCCCGAGGCUCCUCUUGGAGGGCUGGCAUCGCGAGAUAUCUGGGUCGAGCUUGUUCAGCUCUACUUUCGCUUUAUACAUGACAUUGCCCAUACAAUAUUCCAUAAGCCCAGCUUCCUCUGUCGCCUCUAUAAUGGCACAGCGCCCAUGAUCCAGGUCUAUGCAAUAUUUUCCAGCAACCCGACCUUUGAAGGAUCAGCUCCGUGCGAUCGAGGAAAGGCGUUCGUCGCGGAAGCAGUUCGCCUUUGCCAGCCGUAUAUGAUAUCCCCGAGUCUGGAGACGGCCCAAGCUUUUUUGUUGAUCGGGUAUUAUUUCAGCGGGGAGAGCAAUGUGGAUGGUAAACAUAUAUACGUUGGGUUGGCUCGUUUGCAUGCCGAGAGACUAUCGCUCAGCGACAAUCUGAGUGCUGUUUAUCAGGAGGAGUACCGGCGGACUUGGCUGUCAAUUCACAUUACGAGCCAUUGGUCGGCGUGGGAUAUGGCAAUGGAGCCCCUCAAUUUGCCUAACGGAUCGGACUUCUUACCUAGAAUUGACGAUGCAACUUUCCGCACCACCAACGCCGCGCUCCUCAAUGCCAACCAUAUCCAGGAUGAAUUUCGCUGUGACAUGUGGGCGCAAAUGGCACGAACGAUUGGGAUAUUUGCUAAGGUGAAUAAUGUAUUACGACGUCUGAGCCGCAAUAUGAUCUCCUUUGAUGACUAUUGUGUGGAAGCAGCGGAACUGGAAGCUUCCUUGGACCGAUGGGCCGAAAGCCUGUCCCCGAUGUUGACGUGGAGUUUUGAAAACCUCAUGUUGCUGGCGGGAAGGCGGCUCGGUCAGUUAUAUCUGGCUAUGCAUGUUGGCUUCUUCCACUUCAAGCAAAUGCUCUUUUUCCCAUUCCUGGAUGCCAGAGCCUCGAAGAAUCCAAAACCCAGCGGAGCUGACAAGUGCAAGGACAGCGCGUCUGUAGUCUCGUCUAUCCUGCAAUAUUCCAAAAACAUCAAGGACUGCGAACUGGAGAACUUCAUAUAUGGUCACAUUGGUGUCGUCAGUUCGUGUGUUCAUCUCCAUACGCUUUUAUUCAGCGAUGAUUACCGAGAACUCUCUAUCACAAGACAGCGUCUAGUAUCCAACUUUCAGUAUCUGAUGGCGCUCAAGUCAUAUUGGCCGAUUGUGGAGCAUUUUGCCAUCCAGCUGCGGACAUUCCAAAAUUCCUGCAGGGACUCCAUAUCAGAUCCAUUUAUGCUUGACAACUGGAUGGCUCGAUUCCUCACAGAACACUCGUCGCUGCUGUCGGAGAGGCAGCUAUCCCAACCCGCCGAACCUGGGGGACCUCUGGCGAGCGACCCUAAGACGAGCUCGGGAACUGCUACGCCUGAGAUGCUGCCUACGAUCGAAUCCAUGACUACUUAUGCCAAUGGGAACCACGGAUCAAGCAUAACAGAGGAUGAAUUAUCACAAUGGAACGAUCUGUCGCGCUUGUUACAUGACCAGGAUAUAACAGGGGAAGCCCUGGUUGACAGCGCCUUGACCUGGUUAUUGGACGAUCGAGGUAACCAAGUGGCUUCGAUAUGA
This is a messenger RNA of Aspergillus nidulans FGSC A4, 1782 nucleotides long. RefSeq names its product putative C6 transcription factor. The transcript is spliced from 4 exons. Gene Ontology annotation, molecular function: DNA binding; zinc ion binding; DNA-binding transcription factor activity, RNA polymerase II-specific. The record is from RefSeq and is a predicted model, not a curated record. Lineage: Eukaryota; Fungi; Ascomycota; Eurotiomycetes; Eurotiales; Aspergillaceae. Bases 1 to 1782 code for a protein of 593 amino acids. Gene Ontology annotation, biological process: regulation of DNA-templated transcription; regulation of transcription by RNA polymerase II; DNA-templated transcription.